CACUGAGUGUGGCCUGUACAAGAGGACAUACAGUUAUUGUAGAAUUGUUAUUGAAACAAAAUGCUGAUAUAUCUCAUUAUAACAGUUCUGGUAUGUUUCCAUUGUUUAUUGCAUGUAAAGGAGGAUACAUGGACAUAAUUAUACUGUUUCUACAAAACAAAGCAGAUGUCUCUCAGUGUAACUCUGAUGGUGAGUCUCUAUUGUAUGUCGCAUGUCAAGAAGGACAUAUAAAUAUUGUGAAACUGUUACUACAGAACAAAGCAGAUGUGUCACAGUGUAACAAAUCUGGUGAAACUCCAUUGCAUGGGGCCUGUAGAAGGGGACAUACAGAUAUAUUGGAACUGUUACUACAGAACAAAGCAGAUGUCUCUAGGUGUAACACAUCCGGUGAGUCUCCAUUGUAUGCGGCCUGUAAUGGAGGACAUUCAGAUAUAGUGAAACUGUUAAUUCAGAACAAAAUGUAUGUCUCUCAGUGUAACAAAUUCGGUGAGUCUCCAUUGUACAUGGCCUGUAAAGGGGGACAUGAAGUUAUAGUGGAAUUUUUAUUGAGGAAAAAUGCUGACAUAUCUAAGUGUAAUAGUAAUGGUGAGUCUCCAUUGUAUGUGGCCUGUGAAAAAGGACAUACAGAUAUAGUUGAACUUUUGCUACAUAACAAAGCGGAUGUCUCUCACUGUAACAGUUCCGGUCCAUUGUUUGUGGCCUGUAAAGGAAGGCAUGCAUAUAUAGUGAAUUUGUUACUUCAGAACAAUGCUGAUAUCUCUCAGCGUGAAAUACAAGAUGGAAAGUCUUCUUUUCAUGCAGCUUGUGAUUCAUGUCGAAGUGAUUUAAAAAAAUCAGACUUAUUCAGACAAAUUAAAACUGUAAAACUGUUACUUGAAUGGAAUGCAGAUGUUAGAAUAUGUGAUAACAAAGGUCAGACACCACUUGAUAUUGCCCGAAAAUUAAAACGCAUUGAAAUAUUUUUCAUCUUCUUGAGACAAACAGUCAUUGAACUCAGGGAUGUUAAAAUUUACAUAAACUUUAAAUUUCACAUCCUAAAAUAA
Molecule: messenger RNA, 1043 nt
Organism: Mytilus trossulus (common blue mussel)
Lineage: Eukaryota; Metazoa; Mollusca; Bivalvia; Mytilida; Mytilidae
Product: putative ankyrin repeat protein RF_0381
Exons: 1
Coding region: 93-1043 (316 amino acids)
Molecular function (GO): protein binding
Source: RefSeq, a predicted model, not a curated record